AUGAGUUCAUUUUAUAAUCAUCAACCAAGAAGAAAGCAUUCUCAAACAUCUUUUUAUUUAAAGACUCUUCAUUGUCAAUCAUCACCAAUUAAAGAUUAUAAUAAAGAUAAUACUCAAUAAGAAUAUUUAUAGAAUAUGUUAAGAAUGUAAUAAAAAGAAAUCGAAAGAUUAGAACAUCAAAAUCGUAAUCUCUAAAUUCUGACUGAACAUUAAAGUAAAAUAAUUUAUUAAGAAAGAUAAAACAGGACUCACUUCAUUCCUAAAAUUUAAGAUAAAGAUACUAUGGGCUCUUAAUAAAUUAUCAAUAAGUAAAAGAUUGAGAAUUAAUUGGAUAAACCUAUAAGAAUUUAAAGAAAAAAUACAAUAAAUCGUAAAUUGACUGUGCUGUUUUAAUAGGAUGAUACAUUCAAAUUGAAUUCUUUAUUAGAUUUAAAUAUAACUGACGAGGAAUUAAUCAACAAUUAUUAAAGUGAUGGUUCUUUAUCAUUAAUUGAAGAGACUCUAAAUGAUGAGGAUUGCUUUUUAGAUGUUAUUCAUAAUUAUCCUCCUUAAAAAGUUUCAAUAAUUUAUGACAAAUUGAAAAAAUUAUAUCAUGAACAUAAUCUAAUGUUUCAUAUUAUUCUUAAACUUAAACUUCUAAUCUAAAAAGGAUUUAUGAUACAAAACAGUAAAUUACUGGAUGAAUCAUUCCAAAUAUUAAGAGAAUCAAUUUUAACAAUAAUGAAUAGUUAAGAAGUAAAGAUAUAUUUGAUUGAUGAAGAAAAAAAAGAACUUUAUUCUCGAUAAGAUAAUUAGAAAUAUUAAAUUGGAGAAGGUUUAAUAGGAUUUGUAGCUGAAACAAAACAAAUUUUGAAUUUAAAGAAAGCUAAAUAUGAUACUAGAUUUGCACCUAUAGAUUCAAAUGUGAUAUUGGCAGCUCCAAUAAUGGAUAAUUAAAAAUGUUAUGGAGUUAUAGUAUGUUAAGAAAAGAAGAAUGGUGGUAUUUAUUCUGAAGAAGAUGAAUCAUUAUUAUAAUUGUUAUCAGAAUAAGGUAAGAUGAUUUUAUGUAAUGUAAUGAAUCACAAUUAAUUAAUGACUGCUGUGAAUAAAUUCAGACAUGCACUUAAGAGUAGUAUACAAUUUAUAUAAUUGAAAAGUUAAACAUAAUUAAUUUAACAUGCAUAAAAAAGAUUAAAAGAAAUGAUGAAUAGUGAAAUAGCAACAAUUAAAUUAAUAGAAAAUAUAGAAGGAUAAGGAAUUAUGGGAGAAGCAAUCUUAAAUAAAUCAAUAACCUAUCAUCACAAUUCAUAUAAUAGUUAGUCUUUCAAUCCAAAUAUUGAUCUUAAUACAUCAUUACCAAUAUUUACACUUCCUGUCAUUUGUAAUAAAUAAAUAGUAGCUUGUGCAUAAUUCACUUAAGUUAGAGGACUGGUUUAAUAAUCAUCAUUAUCUUCGAUAGAAUAGGAAGUUUUGGAAUUGUUUUUAUAAUCGUUCGGUUAUCUAAUAAGUAAAUGAUAUAUUUAUUUAUAUAUAUAUAUAUAACAUUAAAUUUAAAAUGUUUAUAAAAGAAGCUUAUGAAAGAAGAUAAAAAUAGAGUGAUGGAGAAUAAGAAAUAUUAUAGACUGAAUAAAGAAUUCAUAAGAUUGGUAGUAUCAAGAACAAUAAAAUGAACUAUGAUAAAGAUGAGUAAUUUUUUAGUAAAGAGGAUAUUCCAUAAAGAGCAUUGUAAAUAAAAGAAACUGUUUAAACUUUUGUUGAUCCAGUAAAUUUAAUUUGCAUUUAAUAUGAUAGGAUAUUUUAGGAUUAAGAAAGAAAGAAUGGAAUAGUAGUGUUUCAGUUCCUAAGAAUCCAUUAUCUGAAGAAACCCAUGAAAGAAAAUUGGUUAAAAUUCGAUUAGGAUUAUUUGAUCAUCCAAUUCCAAAAGAAAAGGCUAAUAGAAUAUAUGAAGGCAUAGAAACUAGAGACAAUUAUUUAUUAGCAAAGAAAGGUUCAAGUAAAUGGAAUGUGAGUAAUGAAACCAAUAAUUUGGAAUUCUAAAAAUAACUCAUAAAUUAGACUAAAGAAGCAUUAAAAAAUACUAAGACCAAAGAGGAAGAGAUUAUUAAGAAUUAUUUAAAGCCUAUAGAACAUUAGACUAAAAUUUAAUUAGAUUUAAGAUCUUAGAAAGUAAAUGAGAAAGAGAUUAGAAAUAAAAUAAGAUAAGAUUAUUAAUUGGCAAAUCCUGCUGCUUCAUAAUAAGCGAUUGAUGGAGCUGUCUUUAGAUUGGCAUAUGAGACUAAAUUAAGCAAAAAUCAAGAACAAAUUUAGGUAAGGAUUUAAAUCUUAAUAGAGGAUAAAAACUAUACAUUUAAGCCAGAUAUGGCAAGAACAUUGAAAUAGGAUUUGGAUUAUAAGUAUUGUCAUAAUGGGGUUUGGUAAAAGAUGCCAGAUGGUAGUGAAGGUUGGUCUUGCUGUAUGAAUAGUACAUUAGAAUCAAAAGGAUGUAUAACAAUUAAGAUAGAUAAGAACAAAUGGGAUUAUUCAUCAUUUACACAUUGA
This is a messenger RNA of Paramecium pentaurelia, 2517 nucleotides long. NCBI's taxonomy places the organism in Eukaryota, Ciliophora, Oligohymenophorea, Peniculida, Parameciidae. The record is from the annotation of a GenBank genome assembly.